Molecule: messenger RNA, 1269 nt
Organism: Trypanosoma theileri
Lineage: Eukaryota; Euglenozoa; Kinetoplastea; Trypanosomatida; Trypanosomatidae
Exons: 1
Coding region: 1-1269 (422 amino acids)
Source: RefSeq, a predicted model, not a curated record
AUGAACUUGCACCGGGUGUUCUGUUUGCGUGCCUUGUUCCUGAGUGUUCUUGUCUGUGUAUGUGUAUCAGCUUGGGCGGAUCCUACUCCUCAAACACACUCUGGUGUACUUCGGGGCUCACACGAUUCUCCUCCUCUCCCUCCUCCUGCUGUCGCUACGUUAACGGCUGCACAAAAGGCUCUUCCAGGCGCUGCUGCUAUUCCGGGUAGUCCACUUGGUCCUGGUGCCAUUCCUGGUGUUCCAGGUUCUCACCUUGUCGUUGGUAAAAGUGGUGCUGGUUCUCCUACUGCACCUUUGAGUCCUCCGCACGGUACUGGAGUUCCUCGUGUUGGUGUUGAUCCCUCUAUCAGUUCACAAGGUCACCCGGGUGCUGGUACUAAAUAUAAAACCUGUGAUCCAGGUUCUCUUGUUGGUGACUCUAAAAGGACUGAUAGUUUAUGUGUUCCAAAUAUUACUGCUCCUUCGAAAACUCCUGGAGCUGACGGUGCUUCAGGUGGAGGUGUUGGUGCUGCUGAAAGUAGUCCACCUCAUCCUCUCCCUGGGAUUGUUCCUCACCCCCGCGAAAGCACAGCUACUCUUAAUUUAACUCUUCGCUCUCACGUUGAUACUCCUCGUAAUGGUACACCAAGUGCCAAUGGGAAGCCAGGAGUUGACAUUCUCAGAUUUAACCCUGAUGCUCAUAAAGCAACUCCUAAGGCUCCAGGGAUUCAACCUGUUCCUGCUCCUGUGGAUGAUCCAAAGCGUGGUGAUUCUCUUAAUUUAACGCUUCAGAAACAACCCGCUGCUGGUGUUGUUGACCUACCAAGUGUUAAGGCGAGGCCUGAUGUUCCUUCCGGACACCAACCUCGUGUUUCUGGCCCAGUUAAUCUCGAUGCUAAAGGAUUUCCUGGUGUACCUGAUGCUGUUCAUAAUGUUGGUGGUGCUCCUACUGUUGCUAUUAAUCGUGGUCCUGCUCGUCUUCCUCGUGAAGAGGUUUCCCAGAGUAAUGAAGAAGUGUCUGGCCCUACGAACACGCAACCUGAAGAGAAUAAUAAUCAGGCAGAGAAUACUGCAGCACCUGCACAGAGUGAAUCAAUAACGAACACCCCGAAGACACCCACUAAGGUGACGCCGCCGGCAAUGCCAACAAUACUGCAACCUCCUAUGCCUGCAAAGAGCGAGACCAAACCACCCAAGAAGCGUAAGGCAGACAGCAGCAGUAUCAGUUCUGUGUGGAUGCGUGUGCCACUAAUGAUUCUGGCUGUGUUGUUCUCCGCUACCGUGUACUGA